CCGGGGCGGAGCCGGCUCCGUCCGCCCGCCCUUCCCGGAUCCCGACAUGGCGGAGUAUUCCUGCGUCAAAUCCACCAAGCUCGUCCUCAAAGGCUCGAAAGAGAAGAGCAAGAAAAAGCACAAGGAAAAGAAAAGGAAAAGGGAAGAGGAUGCGGCAGAGCAGCUCGAUAUUGUUGGAAACUGGUGGGCUGUCAGUAAUUUUGGUGAAAUUACAGGAACUAUAGCUAUAGAAAUGGAUAAAGGAGCUUACAUCCAUGCCCUUGACAACGGCUUGUUUACACUUGGAGCACCACAUAAAGGUGAUGAAGGCCCUAGUCCUCCUGAGCAGUUUACAGCAGUUAAGUUAUCUGAUACAAGGAUUGCUCUCAAGUCUGGUUAUGGCAAAUACCUUGGUAUAAACUCAGAUGGGCUCGUUGUUGGACGUUCCGAUGCAAUAGGAUCAAGAGAACAGUGGGAACCUGUCUUCCAAGAUAGGAAAAUGGCAUUACUAGCAGCAAACAGCCGUUUUAUCAGGUGUAAUGAGGAGGGGGACAUCGAAGCCAAAAGCAAAACUGCAGGGGAAGAAGAAAUGAUAAAGAUUCGUACUUGUGCUGAAAGAGAAGCUAAGAAGAAAGAUGACGUUCCACAGGAAGACAAAGGAAAUGUUAAACAGUGUGAAAUCAAUUAUGUGAAGAAAUUCCAAAGUUUUCAAGACAAAAAGCUUAAAAUAAGCAAAGAAGAUACAAAAGCCCUUAGAAAAGCCAGAAAAGAAGGCACUUUUCAUGAAAUGCUACUUGACAGGAGAGCUAAAGUGAAAGCAGAUAGAUACUGCAAGUGACAUCCAGCUGGCCCAUUUUCUUCUGCAACUUUGAUGGCAGCAUCAAAUUGAAAAAGAGUAAAAUAUUUUAUAGGUGUUUUUUAUUUAAAGCAUUUUUUAAGUAUCUUGAGGAAUUGUAUUAAAAUUUUCUCAAAUAUUAAUAAUCCA
Messenger RNA from Melospiza melodia melodia, 964 nucleotides. RefSeq names its product FSHD region gene 1 (gene FRG1). The coding region runs from base 47 to 817 and encodes 256 amino acids. Lineage: Eukaryota; Metazoa; Chordata; Aves; Passeriformes; Passerellidae. The record is from RefSeq and is a predicted model, not a curated record. Gene Ontology annotation, cellular component: striated muscle dense body; nucleolus; catalytic step 2 spliceosome. The transcript is spliced from 9 exons. Gene Ontology annotation, molecular function: actin filament binding.